This is a messenger RNA of Chlamydomonas reinhardtii, 4879 nucleotides long. RefSeq lists its product as uncharacterized. The transcript has 28 exons. Gene Ontology annotation, biological process: protein localization to ciliary inversin compartment. The record is from RefSeq and is a predicted model, not a curated record. NCBI's taxonomy places the organism in Eukaryota, Viridiplantae, Chlorophyta, Chlorophyceae, Chlamydomonadales, Chlamydomonadaceae. Bases 292 to 3591 code for a protein of 1099 amino acids. Gene Ontology annotation, cellular component: ciliary inversin compartment. Gene Ontology annotation, molecular function: protein binding.
GUUACUCGCGAUGCAUUGGGGCAAUAGCGCUUGACAGCAGGCUAAAACGCGCUCGUCAACGCUCAAGUCGCUCCCAUCCGUAGUGCGCAGUGCAGUGCAGUGCGCCUGGCCCGCCGCCGUAAUAGCAUAGUGAUUAUUGCCCGAUUUAUGGGAUUGCUUCAUACCGCAUGCUCAAUGCCGGUCCGCCGACCAUGGGACGCCGGUCUGCCGCGCAGCAUGGAAACAUGCGUGUAUGUUACAUAGCCGCGUUAUACCUGCGCCCGCAUGCGAUUGAACCUGUAAUAUUGAAUAAUGGGCACAUUACACAGGAUAGUUCAUCAUUGCAACAGAAUUGCUGGCAGCGCCACCAAAUUAAGACAUUAUGGCCGGAGCGACAAAGGCGACCAGCUCAAAAGCCUUGCUCAAAAGGCUGCCCAGGUCGUCUUGCAGCAGCAGGCGUCCGGACUUGCGCUUGGCCACCCACUCGGGCGAGUCGCUGAAGCGCUCGAAGCCCUGGAGAAUGUGGUGCGCCAGUGCGACUUGGUGAUUGAGGACUUGCUGGAGUCGCAGAGUACGGUCUGGAGCGCAUUCAAGACAUCAAGCCGCGCAGCUUCUGUAAAGGACUGCUGCUUCCAACUGGACUCCGGAAUCAACACAUUUGAGAACGAGAUCCAAACCGUCCAGCUUGUCCAGGUCCAGGAGCAGAUCCAAGAAGUCAAGCAACAAGUCCACCAAGUGCAACAGCAGGCGCAAGAGGUGCAGCAACAGCAGCAGGCGAGAUACGAACAACAGCAGGAGGCCCAGCGGGUGCAGGUGGGGGUGCAGGUGGUGCAGCAGGGGGUGCAGAGCACACAGGGGGCACAGGAUACAGAACCAGUGGCAGAGUUGCAGGAGGAGAUGCCACCACCACCACCACCACCACCACCACCACCACCACCACCACCACCACAGCCGCAGCCGCAGCCACCGCAGCCGCCACAGCAGCCGCAGCAGCCGCAGCAGCAGCCACAGCAGCCGCAGCAGCCGCAGCAGCAGCCACAGCAGCCGCAGCAGCCGCAGCAGCAGCAACCUCGAUGGAACCUAAAGGAAUCUUUAGGAAUCCCCCAGCUGGUGCCCAUUUUGGUGGUGAUAGCAUCCUUGCUAGUGGUGGUGCAGCAGUACUCUGGAGCAGCGCUGCACACAGCCAGCAUGCACAGCAACACCUUGGCUGUCAGGCUCCUUCUUGGGCUGGGCACCAACCCAGAACCCCUGGACCCGCAUCACAUGACGCCGCUACAUGUUGCUAGCAAGCACGGUCACCAAGAAGUAGUGCAUCUAUUGCUGGAAGCAGGAGCUAGUCGAGGGCCACAAGACAAGGACCUGUGGACGCCUCUUCACUAUGCAAGCCAUCACGGUCACGCUGCCAUUGUCAAGUGUUUGCUUGCUGGAUGGGCAAACAUGGAAGCAACAACUCAGGAGGGUGAAACUGCUCUCCACCGAGCAGCCUCAGGAGGACACACUGAGGUGCUAAAGGUGCUGCUCGCGGCAGGGGUAGACAAGGACAAACCUCGCCCCAUGAAUGGUAAUACUGCCCUCCAUCUAGUGGCCAUGGGUGGCCACGCUGAGGCACUAACAGUUCUGCUAGCAGCUGGAGCGGAUAAGGACAAGGCAAACUUGUUCGGCUUUACUGCACUCCACAUGGCUGCAUACCAAAACCACACAGUGGUAGCAAAAAUCCUUUUGUUUGCAGGCGCAGAAAAAGAAGCCAUUUGCAAGGACGCUUCAUCUGCCAUGCGCAUGGAGGCUAUAUCACAAGGCAAAGCCGCCAAUGCAUAUGCACAUGAAGAGCUGCAAGCACUGGUUGGUGUAACUGCCCUCCACCUGGCUGCCUUGUCCGGGCAUACUGAGGUUGUGAAGGCACUGCUAGAUGCAGGUGCAGACAAGGACAAGGGCCGACACAUGGAUGGAGGAACGGCCCUCCAUCUCACGGCCCUGAAGGGCCACACCGAGACUUUGAAUGUGCUGCUAGAAGCUGGCGCAGACAAAGACAAGGCCACAGAUAUGCGUGGGACAGCCUUGCACAUUGCUGCGAUGGAGGGCCACACCGAGGUCCUGGAGGCACUGCUAGUGGCUGGUGUUGAGAUUGACAAACUUGCACAGGAUGGCACAACUGCCCUCCACCGUGCUGUUUAUGCGGGCCAAUCAGGGGCGCUGAAAAUGCUCUUGGCAGCAGGCGCGGACCCAAAUAUGCCCCAUCAGGAAGCCGGGACUGCUCUACAUAUGGCAGCCUUAGCAGGACACACUGACGUGAUCACACACUUGCUGGCUGCUGGCGUAGAUAUAGCCAAGGCUCGGCCAUUGGAUGGAGCAACUGCUCUUCACGAUGCCGCCAUCAACGGCCACACCAAGGCUGUGAACGCUCUGCUGGAGGCCGGCGCAGACAAGGAUGCCACAGACUUGAUUGGGUCAACUCCCCUCCAUUACGCCACCAUCAAAGGCAAUGUUGAGCCAGUGGAGGCACUGCUGGCAGCUGGCGCUGACAUGGAAAAGGUUUCUCAGCGAAUUGGAACUGCUCUGCACUUGGCUGCCGCGAGAGGACUAUCCAAGGUUCUAAAAUGCCUGCUAGCUGCCGGCGCGGAUGUAGCCAAGGCCCGGCCCUUGGAUGGAGCAACUGCCCUUCACAUGGCUGCCCAAAGUGGCCAUAUAGAAGCACUGGCACUUCUUAUAGCGGCUGGCGUGGCAGUCAAUGCAAGCUUGGAUGGCUCGACGCCCCUACACCUUGCCAGCAUGGCUGGCCACACUGAAGUGGUCACCGCUUUGCUGGAGGCCGGCGUGGACGUGGACGUGGCAGAUACGAACGGCGCCACGGCCCUCUACAUGGCUGCCUCAAAAGGACACACCGCGGUGGUGAAGGCGCUGCUAGGGGCUGGCGCUGACAUGGACAAGGCUGACAAGGACGGCAAAACUGCGCUUCACAUUGCUGCCGCCAAAGAGGGCCACAUGGAGGCGUUAAAAGUGCUGCUAGCGGCCGGCGCCGACACGGAAAAGGAGAACUCGCUCGGCCUUACUGCAUUACAAGCAGCUGCACUAGCUGGCAGUACUGAGGCACUGAAGGUGCUUUUAGAGGCUGGCGCAGACAUGGACAAGACUCAUUCUGCUGUUGGCACUGUUCUGCACUUCGCUGCAUUUGGUGGUCAUGUUGGCGUGGUGGAGACGCUACUUGCGGCAGGCUUGGAUAAGGACAAGCCAUGCAAGGAUGGCUUUACGCCCCUACACCUUGCCAGCAUGGCUGGCCACACUAAAGUGAUCACCGCUUUGCUGGAGGCCGGCGUGGACGUGGACGCUGCAGAGAAGAACGGCGUCACGGCCCUCAACAUGGCUGUCUUAAGCGGACACACCGCGGUGGUGAAGGCGCUGCUAGGGGCCGGCGCUGACAUGGACAAGGCUGACAAGAACGGCGCAACUCCUCUUUACAAGGCCUCCCGGAACGGUCACAUUGAGAUAGUGACAGAGUUACUGGUGGCUGGCGCUGACAUGAACAAAGCCUGCAAGGACCGAUCAACACCCUUGACAGUCGCAAGGAAAUAUGGACACCGGGAAGUCGUUAAGCGUUUAGCAUAUUGGCAUCGCUAAAGUGAUUGUGAAGUGCUGACUGGUAUGUUGACUGGCUGGGGUAGGCAACACGCAACACGCACCAGUAGUGCGUGCCACGGUGCCACCCCCGCCGGGGCAUACCAUACCAUAGUUUGUGCGAAUUCGGUCACUUUGGAAUCGGUGACGGAUUUGGUGAUUGGUGUCACGGUUUUCUCCAGCUGCCAGCCUGUCACGUACGUACAGCUCUAGGUCUUUGGUAGCGGCGGCAGCGGCGGCACUGAGCGCUUUGGUGGUUCAUACUAGGUGUAUGAUGGGGGCGGGGUGGCAGACGCGACCACUGGACGCCGCUUGGCAGCAGUGUGCCGAUACCGUGACGACUUCAGCACCAGGCAGCCUGGUAGCGACGGUAUGUAUGGCUACAUUUGUGAGGCUAGCUUACUGAGCGGUGCUCAGGUGGGACUUGCUCUGCUCACUCUGCUGGGCCCGCUCUGCUGGGGCCAGCUGCGGAUUGGUGGCGGUUUUUUCCGGUGGCUGGCCUUUCAGCUGGCAGGAUGCGCGAGUGUGUGUGUGCGGGGGUGAUAAAUACCGGCCCAAACUAAAGGGGGGGGGGCGGCGGGACACGGGCGGAAGGGGGGCGAGAGGAUCGGGGCACAGCCGUGGGCCUCACGGGAGUAUGUGCACACUGUGCGGGCUACGAGCAUAGUACCAGCCAUUAUCGCGCAUGAAGAAUGAAAAGCGCUUAUCAGAUCAGUGGGGCGCUGUAUUUCGCGCGAGGAUUUAAGUAGUUUUAAGUGUCGGAGGGCCGGAUGCUCCGAUGCCUCCGAUUCCGCCGUCGUCUAUCGCCGGGCGCCUGCUCGUUAAAUUUUACAAAUAACUUAACAUACACCACGCUUGGAAUCUAGCACUGCAUCGGUACUUGCGCGUUGCACCAAUUCUUCGCCAUUUCACUCGUUUUUGCAAAGUUAUGCGUCGCCACAAGUACAGUGAACAGCUUCUUACAUUCAGCACGCAUUUUGGCUGGAGCGACGGGGCGUGCCCAGUGCACUUUACCGGUUACUGGAAAAACCGGGAGGGCCCCGCUGCGGGAACUCGAUGCGACCGCAAUGGCUAUUGCCCCUCCCCCUUCGGGGGAAGGGGCAAGCCAACCGUGCUAAAACUAGCGGAGCACAGGUAUAUGCGUUAGUUGCAAGUGGUGAUACUUAUGGGAUCGGGGCCGAGGCGUCGUGGAGGGGGAGGGGGGCAGCACGGGUGUGCGAACCUGCGUACACAUGCAUGUGUCGGUGUGUGGAUAUGUGUGGGGGUAGGGGGGUUGGCCUACUCUGCCUCG